Molecule: messenger RNA, 1125 nt
Organism: Diuraphis noxia (Russian wheat aphid)
Lineage: Eukaryota; Metazoa; Arthropoda; Insecta; Hemiptera; Aphididae
Product: mitochondrial import receptor subunit TOM40 homolog 2-like
Biological process (GO): protein import into mitochondrial matrix
Cellular component (GO): mitochondrial outer membrane
Molecular function (GO): transmembrane protein transporter activity
Source: RefSeq, a predicted model, not a curated record
CUGUCGGUGAAUUUCCUUACUUGUUAAACAGCGUGGAAUCGAAUAUCGAGUAGGUCACUUGGUUUCAAUUUUAAAUUGAAUUCCUAUUAUAGAAAAUCAUUAUGGGUAACGUACAAGCUUCAUCAAAUUUACCACCGAUGCCGCCUAAUAUGACACCAAUACCACCACCCACGACGCCACAAAAACUGCCUCCCGAAAAUCGCAUCGAAAACCCCGGAUCAGUUGAAGAAUUACACAAGAAAUGCAAAGAACUGUUUCCGAUGACCUUUGAGGGCAUCCGACUUGUCAUUAAUAAAGGACUGAGCAAUCAUUUUUUCGUUAGCCAYAGUCUACUCAUUGGUGCAACCAGUCAAACAUCAAACUAUAAAUUUGGAUCUACAUUUGUAGGCACCAAUCAAGUUGGGCCUGGGGAUUUUAGUCCUCUUUUAAUAGGUGAUAUUGAUCCUCGAGGAAAUAUAUCUACAAAUGUUAAUGUACAACCCUGGGAUAAUGUCAAAAUCAAACUUAACACUCAGUUUCAAGAGUUUAAAACAAAUGGAAUUCAAACAACAGCUGAGUAUAAAGCAGACAGAUAUACAGCUACCUUGUGCUUAGUCAAUCCAGAUUUACUCAAUUACACAGGAAUUUAUAUAUCUCAGUAUUUAUUUGCUUUGAAUAAUAAAACAUCAGUGGGCGCUGAAGUCAUUCAUCAGCGGAGUCCACAAAUUCCAAAUGGGCAUAUAACAGUGUUUAAUGUCUUAGGAAGAUAUAUAUAUGAUGAUGCUACCACAAUCAGUACUACAUUAAGUUUAACUGGGUUGCAAUGCUGCUAUCAUUUCAAAGCUAGUGAGCAACUUCAAUUUGGUGUAGACCUUGAAGGUAGUCUUUUACAACGAGAUAUAAAUGCAACAUUUGCAUACCAAGCACAAAUUCCUAAAUCAGAUAUCAACAUUAAAKGUAGCAUAGAUAGAAAGUGGAAUGUUAGCACAACACUGGAAAAACGUUUACACCCAAUGCCAUUUACAUUUGCACUGAGUACUAUGUUUUCUCCGGCCAAACAUCAAUUAAGAAUGGGAGUUGGAUUUUUAGUCGGUUAAUUUAUAUAACAAUAAAUUUUGAUGUAGUCGUACAUAUUUUGGACCUUUU